AUGUUGCUCGCGCCGUUUGGAACGCUCUUGGCCGCUGCUGUCACCGUUUAUGCGACUGCCGUACCCGCUAUGCGCGGCACGCGCAUGAAGCAGGACGUUGAUACUGGCUUCGAGUGGGAUCCCGAAGCAUUCAAAAUUGCUGCAGUGCGCGAGCCUCCAGUUGGUUUUGUGUACCACGAUCUCUGGGAGACGACGACCUGGUAUAACUACGACCUCAACGCCACUAUUGCUCAAUCAGUCAAGAUCAUCGGACAAGCUGCAGCUGAGGGUGUCAAGUUUAUUGCCUUCCCGGAGAUCUAUUUCCCUGGGUAUCCUGCCUUUCGCACUGCCAACGGCCCAGAGGACUUCGCGCAAUAUGUAUCGCAGACUAUGGAGCCCGGCGACGCCCAGUGGCAAACUCUAAUGAAGGCUUUUGCUGAUGCUAAGAUGUACGGUGUUGUCGGGUGGGCCCAGAGGGCUAACAACUCUCUCUUCAUGACUCAAAGCCUUGUUGGUCCCAUGGCCGACGGCUCGGCAGGAACCAUUUGGAAACACGAAAAGUUCCGUCCCUCCGGCGAGGAGCGCACGCUCUUUUCCGACGGACUACUCAAUACCAUCCGCGCUCAAAAACUACCCUUCGGGCAUGUUUACCCCGAGUCCCGGUUUAUCUCCGGUGCCCAACCUGCCAACAUUCACGUCGCGUCCUUCCCGAUUGGCAGCUCGGUUGCCAAUGCGACCGUCAACGUUAACCCUUAUACGGGGUGGCAUGCCGAUGCCAAGGCAUACGCCGAGACUGCUGCUGGUUCCCCCAUACUCAUGCUGCCCACAUAUGGUGCCUCGGGCAUUUUCUCCGGAUCGACUACCCUGAACGAGUCGACCAACACCCUCACGACAGGUUCACAGCCGUAUGUCACUACUGUCCUGAAUACGACUACGUUCAGCGACACCUCGUACAGCGUGAACGCAUACAACAGCUGGGGCGCCGUCGAGAACAUCAUGCAGAAUCUCCCCUCCGAUAUGCCGCAGCGCAAAGGCCCCUUCCUCCAGCGCGUGAUCUUUACGAUUGAUCAGCUCACCAAAGCUUAUAUCUGGACCCCCGGGUUGACCUGCACGCCUACUUCCAAGUGGCCGUGCCUCAAGGUCUGGCCGCAACACCAAGAGUCGGAUUUUACGGCUUCGUCUACUUGA
Aspergillus fijiensis CBS 313.89 is the source of this 1167-nucleotide messenger RNA. RefSeq lists its product as uncharacterized. Gene Ontology annotation, molecular function: catalytic activity. The record is from RefSeq and is a predicted model, not a curated record. Lineage: Eukaryota; Fungi; Ascomycota; Eurotiomycetes; Eurotiales; Aspergillaceae. Bases 1 to 1167 code for a protein of 388 amino acids. The transcript is spliced from 4 exons.